Messenger RNA from Eleginops maclovinus (Patagonian blennie), 1692 nucleotides. It is a transcript of the gene tagln3b, whose product is annotated as transgelin 3b. Bases 162 to 872 code for a protein of 236 amino acids. The transcript has 5 exons. Gene Ontology annotation, biological process: actin filament organization. The record is from RefSeq and is a predicted model, not a curated record. Gene Ontology annotation, molecular function: actin filament binding. NCBI's taxonomy places the organism in Eukaryota, Metazoa, Chordata, Actinopteri, Perciformes, Eleginopidae. Gene Ontology annotation, cellular component: actin cytoskeleton.
GGUCACUUCAUGCUGCCCACGCACAGUGAGUGAGUGACCAGUGUCCGGAAGCGGUGUCACGUCGCAUUGUGUGUUGGGACUCCAGUGACCCCUCCUCGGAUAUAAAGAGUGACCCGCCCCUCCCGGACAGGAUCUCUGCCCGGCCCUGCUCUGCUGCAUGGAUGCUCCAGGCUCAGCAUCCUCAGUCUGCACAGCUCAGCGGAUCUGACACACUGAUCGGAGGACCCGCCACAGGCCACUUUACACUACACACUGUACACUACAGAGUUGCCAUGGCGAACAGAGGGCCCAGCUAUGGCCUGAGCCGAGAGGUGCAGGCGAAGAUCGAGCAGAAGUACGACACCGAGCUGGAGCAGCGGCUGGUGGACUGGAUCGUGGCACAGUGCGGAGGAAACAUGGAGAGGCCGCAGUCCGGCAGGGAGAACUUCCAGAAGUGGCUGAUGGAUGGAACAAUCCUCUGUAGGCUCAUCAACAGCCUGUACCCGAGGGGAAAGGAGCCCAUCAAGAAGAUCCCAGAGACACAGAUGGCCUUCAAACAAAUGGAGAAGAUCUCUCAGUUCCUGCAGGCAGCUGAAGCGUAUGGAGUCUCAACCACUGACAUAUUUCAGACGGUGGACCUGUGGGAAGGAAAGGACAUGGCAGCCGUGCAAAGAACUCUCAUGGCUCUGGGAAGCGUGGCUCUCACUAAGGACGAUGGGCAUUACAGAGGUGACCGGGACUGGUUCAACAGGAAAGCCCAGGGGUAUCGUCGGGAGUUCAGCCAGGAGCAGCUCCGCCAGGGUCAGAGUCUGAUCGGCCUGCAGAUGGGCAGCAACCGCGGGGCUUCCCAGGCCGGUAUGACGGGCUACGGCCAGCAUCGUCAGAUCAUGUAGACCACUUACUAACCCCUGCUUCCAGACCUUGUUUUCUACUAAUACCACAAACGCUGUAGCCCCGAAACCUCCAUUUCUUCUGUAGCACCAGCCAUGCUAACCUCAAUCUCCCUGGAAUUGCCGCUUUCCCAAAUCCAGUGUUUUAUCUUGUCAAAUGAUGUCAAAUGCUGUAGAUCUUUAAACUCCCCUCGCUUGUGCCACAUCCUCUCCCUCCUCUUUGUCUACUGUCCAAAUGAUUCCCCCACGAAGAACCCUACAGUCAUUCAUCAUCAAUUAAGUCUUAUCAAUAAUUUAGUAUUAGUUCCUCUAUACAAACCAUCAGUGUUAUAAACAUCUGAAAUACUGUAAGCCACUGUUAAGGCAUGCUCUAUGCUGUUUAUUUCCAUUUGUGUGUACAUUUAUUGUUGUUUUAAGAUGAUCUUUACUUACUAAUUGUUUAGCCUUAAACCUAAUGGAACUCAAUGAAAGACGAUGUCUCUGCUAUCUUGUCUUGAAGACUUGUUGCAGUAUCCUCAGUAACCAAAUCAACCUCACGUUGGGCCUGGUUACAGGACUACAGAGACUGGCUCCGGGUACACUGGCCUCACAUUAUAAAUGAGUUCCCCUUAUUCUGAGCCAUGCAUUUAUUAUUUGUUUGUUAGAUCACCUCUUUAAGUCAAUGUACAGCAGCCAACACGUGCGUGAAAGCUCCCGUUUCUGGUGCCAGGUAAAGACAUUGCUUGAAUGUGCACUUUUAUGUAUUGUCAUGUUUAUAUUUUUAAAUAUAUUUAUACCUGGAGGCUUGUGAGAAGAAUUAUUGAAAAUAAAGUAUGUGAACAUA